CCAGUGAGUUCCUCCUGAAAGUCAGCCAGCGGGAUAUCUUCUUCGUCACACUCGUCAACAGGAUAACAGGAUAACAAGAUGCAGUCAGACGAUGUGGUAUGGGGAAUCAUAAAUCAUCAGUUCUGUUCUUACAAGAUCAAAGCAGCUCCUGGAGGUGGCCAUUCCCACAACAAGGCGGUCGGCCAGAAUUUCUGUAAAAACGAAUACAAUGCUACUGGCCUUUGCAACAAAGCAAGUUGUCCAUUGGCUAACUCUCGAUAUGCUACCGUCAGGGAGAUCGGUGGUAUCGUUUAUCUCUUUCAAAAAACUGUUGAGCGGGCCCACUCGCCGGCUAAUCUAUGGGAAAAAACACGUCUAUCGACCAACUAUGCCAAGGCACUCGAACAAAUCGAUAGCUCUCUGAUCUAUUGGCCUGGGUACAUGAUUCACCGAUGUAAACAGCGACUCACAAAGAUCACACAAUAUCUGAUCAAAAUUCGAAGACUAAAGAACAAAGAAUUGCCUCAAUUGGUGGCGAUCAAGUCGAAAACCGAAAGGCGUGAACGCGCCCGAGAAGCCAAAGCUCUAUCAGCCGCUCGAUUGACCAAGACGCUAGAGAAGGAGUUGAUCGGACGAUUGAAAUCUAAAACUUAUGGUGAUGCCCCUCUCAACGUUAAUGAGGACGUCUGGAGAUCGGUCUUGGAAGGAGAAAAACGGAAAGAAUUGGAACAAGAGAACGAGUUAGAGUUGGAGGAUGAAGAAACAGAUGAGGAGAGUGACGACGGAGACGAGGAAGAGGAACGGGAGUUCGUGAGCGAUUUGGAGGAAAGCGACCUAGAAGACAUGGAGGACUGGGAUGGGCUGGGUGCCGAUGAUGACGAGGAAGAUGAGCUGGACAGUGCAGAUAGUGACGGGUCCAGUGAAGAUGGGGACGCAGAGGGUCUCGAUCUCAAUAUCGACAAGGGAUCAUCAUCCAAGCGCAAGGCCAAACAACCUCCCAGCGAACCUGCUCAGAAGAAAAUCAAGCCCACCAAGCCUCAAGAUCCCAAAUCGAAGAAAAAACGAAAACCGCAGAUGGAGAUCGAAUACGAAGAAGAACAAGAAUGGUUGGGUACUCAGGUUUAGAGUCGUUAGAAUCUUCAAUUUAUGGGUUCUGUUUUUUUCGUUUUGGCCGUCCUUUGGAAACCAUGUCUACUUGUUCUCUUUCCUUAGUUCGCAUUACUAUAUUCAUCAAUAUUGUCGCGCCCUCUUACUAAGCACACGUGUUCGCAGCAGUCUAUGUGGAGACACUACAUGAACAAAUUUCUAUUUAAUUUCCAUUGUCUUAAUACUUGGACCCAGAUGUUUCCUCACCAGGUCUCAGAAUACGGGCUCGCGAAAGUGAGCUGGGCCCAAGAAUUACCGCA
This is a messenger RNA of Puccinia graminis f. sp. tritici CRL 75-36-700-3, 1385 nucleotides long. RefSeq lists its product as uncharacterized. Gene Ontology annotation, cellular component: nucleolus; preribosome, large subunit precursor. The record is from RefSeq and is a predicted model, not a curated record. Lineage: Eukaryota; Fungi; Basidiomycota; Pucciniomycetes; Pucciniales; Pucciniaceae. Bases 79 to 1104 code for a protein of 341 amino acids. Gene Ontology annotation, biological process: maturation of LSU-rRNA; maturation of 5.8S rRNA. The transcript is spliced from 6 exons.